AUGGCAUCUUCUUCUCAUUAUCACUACCAUAACGAUGACGAUGAUGAAGAUUAUGUUAAUGAUUACGUUGAAGAUUAUGUUAAUGAUUACGUUCAAAACUUUGAUGAAGAACCAAAAAAGCGGAAGCAACGUAUUUAUAUGGAGAGGUUCCGAGAAGACGGCCACCAGAAGCUCUGGAAUGAUUACUUUAGCGAGACUCCAACUUACAAUCCCGAGUUAUUCCGCCGACGGUUCCGAAUGAACAAAUCUUUGUUCCUGCGUAUUGUACAACGUCUCGAAACCAACAUACCGUAUUUUCAACAAGGAACCGAUUGUACCGGACGGUCUAGUCUAACACCCCUACAAAAAUGUACUGCAGCAAUCCGACAGUUGGCUUAUGGCGGUGCAGCUGAUUCGCUUGAUGAGUAUGUCCGGCUUGCUGAAACGACAGCUCGGAAAUCUUUGCACAAAUUUACCGCCGGAAUAAUCAGCUUGUUUGGUGAUGAAUACCUACGCCAACCGACACAAGAGGAUCUGCAAAGACUUCUCUAUAUUGGAGACCAACGUGGGUUUCCGGGGAUGAUUGGCAGCAUCGACUUGAGAAACAUUCGUUAUUUGCUAAAACCCAAGAAGCUGUUCGAAAAGAUGUCGAGCGUGCCUUCGGAGUUCUGCAAGCUAGAUUUGCCGUAG
Molecule: messenger RNA, 669 nt
Organism: Brassica napus (rape)
Lineage: Eukaryota; Viridiplantae; Streptophyta; Magnoliopsida; Brassicales; Brassicaceae
Exons: 2
Coding region: 1-669 (222 amino acids)
Source: RefSeq, a predicted model, not a curated record